This is a messenger RNA of Cydia amplana, 487 nucleotides long. RefSeq names its product cysteine-rich DPF motif domain-containing protein 1. The record is from RefSeq and is a predicted model, not a curated record. The transcript has 2 exons. Lineage: Eukaryota; Metazoa; Arthropoda; Insecta; Lepidoptera; Tortricidae. The coding region runs from base 95 to 481 and encodes 128 amino acids.
AUCCUAAAUUAAAAUUUGAGUUUGUGCUAGAAUAAGUAGAAUAUGACGAAAAUAAAUAAAAUUGUGCAAUAGAUAUUAGCUGUUAUGAAACUUAAUGCAAAUGUUUUACCGUCUUAGAAUGAUUUAUCAGAAAAUUAUGGGAGACUCCAAACCAAAAGAAGAACCUAUUUAUUAUCAAUUUGCUUGUUCAUCAUGCAACUUAGCUGAGACAGCUGACUAUAAAGGAACAAGUCCACCAUUCUCACGGAACAUAGACCUCAAGUACCCAAGCUAUGUAAUGAAGGACCCGUUCAGCCCUCCCGGCAAGGGUGAGAUAUUGGUUUUGGGAGCAGACUGUGUGAAGUGUAACAAGCCCGUGUGCAUCAGCAAGGAUUGCAGCAUGUUCUACUUGAAGAUGUACUGCCUGGAGUGUGCACAGAACUCGGCUGAGGAAUUUCCUGUAGAAAUAAAAAGUAAAAUUGCACAAAUAAAAAGAAAAUAACAUAAA